UAAGUAUGUUCUUCGGCACCUCUCCACACAUACUGGAUUUUGUGUUUUAGGGAUUCUACUACUAUACUUUGGUCGCGUUAUAUUAGACCCUCUGGGUCGUUAUUGAAUUGAAAGUGUCUGCCGUUGGCUUGCAGCAUGGUUGACAACUCUUGUCCAAGCUUCAGGCGUCCUCCAGAGGCACCGGUAUUUACUCCAACUGAGGAGGAGUUUGCCGAUCCGUUGGGAUACAUCGCCAAAAUAAGACCGAUUGCAGAAAAAAUUGGAUUAUGCAAAAUUAAACCACCACCGGACUGGCAACCACCUUUUGCUGUUGAUGUCGAGAAAUUCACAUUCACUCCUAGAAUACAAAGAUUGAAUGAACUUGAUGCCACUUCUCGAAUGAAGCUGAACUUCUUGGACCAGCUUGCAAAGUUCUGGGAGCUUCAGGGUUGUUCUUUAAAAAUACCUCAUGUGGAUAGGAAACUUGUGGAUUUAUAUACAUUAUAUAAGCUUGUUGAAGAGGAAGGAGGAAUGGACCAAAUCAACAGAGAAAGAAGAUGGUCAAGAAUAGCUACAAGAAUGCACUACCCAUCCAAACAAGUUGGAACAACCCUGAGAGCACAUUAUGAGAAAAUUUUAUAUCCAUUUUAUGUGUUCAAGAAAGGAGAUAUCUUUGACUCAGAGAAAUAUAAGAAAGAAGAGGAAAUAAAAGAAGAAGAUGAUGAAGAGGACGAUGAGUAUAAACCUAGCGGACAAGAUUAUAAGUCACAUGGUAUAGCAGCUAAAACAGCAGCUGGAGGAUUUAGGAGAAAGAGCAAAAAGGAAAGAAUGAUAAAGGAAGAGGAUUGUCAGUUUUCAUCAUUCAACCCAGAAAACCCAGAUGAGGAGCUUGAUAUUGAUUACAAUGUCAAUUCUGAACUGAAGAAACUACAGUUUUAUGGUGCAGGACCAAAGGCAGCUGUUCCUGGACAAGAUGAAAAACCCAAACUACCAAAGAACAAGAUGAAGAUGAGAGACAAGUUUGUAGAUCCAACUGCUUAUACUGGGAUUGAUUUUUACCUAUGCCACAUGUGUAAACGUGGUGAUGGAGAUGAAUACAUGCUGUUAUGUGAUGGAUGUGAUGAUGCCUUUCACACGUAUUGUCUGAUACCCCCGCUGGCUGAGGUACCAAAGGGAGACUGGAGAUGUCCUAAAUGUGUUAAACAGGUCUGUUCCAAACCACUAGAGCCAUAUGGAUUUGACCAGGCAAAGAGAGAAUACACUUUGCAGUCUUUUGGGGAACAUGCUGACCAGUUCAAGUCUAAUUAUUUCAACAUGCCUGUCCAUAUGGUACCAUUAAGUCAAGUGGAGGGUGAAUUUUGGAGACUUGUGUCGAGUAUUGAGGAAGAUGUCUGUGUACAGUAUGGAGCUGAUAUACAUGCAAUGGAGAUGGGCAGUGGUUUCCCAACAAAACAAACUAGUGAUUUGUUUCCUGAAGAUGAGGAGUAUAUAAAUUCUGGCUGGAAUCUUAACAACCUACCAAUACUUGAACAGUCAGUAUUAUGUCACAUCAAUGCAGAUAUAUCUGGGAUGAAGGUACCAUGGUGCUAUGUUGGAAUGUGUUUCUCAGCUUUCUGUUGGCAUAAUGAGGAUCACUGGAGUUAUUCUAUUAACUAUUUGCAUUGGGGAGAACCAAAAACUUGGUAUGGUGUACCAGGUGGUUGUGCUGAUCAGUUUGAAGCAGCCAUGAAAUCACGAGCCCCUGACCUGUUUGAACAGUCUCCAGACUUGUUACAUCAGUUGACCACUACAAUGAACCCAAAUGUACUGAUGGAUCUGGGAGUGCCGAUUGUGAGAGCUGACCAGCAUGCUGGAGAGUUCAUGGUGACAUUCCCUAGAUCAUACCAUGCAGGAUUUAACCAAGGAUAUAACUUUGCUGAAGCUGUUAACUUCUGUACUGCUGAUUGGCUCCCAAUGGGAAGAUUAUGUGUGGAGCAUUACAGAAUACUUCAUCGUCAGUGUGUAUUCUCACAUGAAGAAUUGGUGUGUAAGAUGGCCGCAGACCCUGAUGGACUAGACCUUGUGGUGGCUGCAAAAACCUACCAAGAUUUACUUGUUAUCGCUGAGAAGGAGAAAGUUUUAAGAAAGAAACUAUUGGACAGAGGAACAAUUGAAGCUGAGCGAGAAGCCUUUGAGUUAUUACCAGAUGACGAGAGGCAGUGUGAUUACUGUAAAACCACUUGUUUUCUUUCUGCUGUUACAUGCUCUUGUGCAGCAAGUAAGCAUUAUAGUUACCCAAAUGCUUCUCCGGGCAAACAAAAUAAAAUAGUAUGUGCCAACCAUGCAGAAAACCUAUGUCAUUGUGACCCUAAAAACCAUGUCCUUCGGUUCCGAUAUACCCUGGAUGAAUUGCCAGGGAUGCUUCACAAACUGAAAGUGAGGGCAGAAUCCUUUGAUAAUUGGACCAACAAAGUUAGUGAGGCUAUGGAUGCUUCAGGAGACCGCAGACUAGAAUUGAAUGAGAUCAAAGAGCUAAUAACUGAAGCUGAUGAGAAGAGAUAUCCAGACUCAGAACUCCUACAGAAUCUGAUUAAUACUGUUAGUGAGGCAGACAAAUGUGCUAGUGUAGCUAACCAGUUAGUCACCAAAAAAGUUAGAACUAGAAAUCGUCAGUCAAACGAAGGGAAAUACAUAGCCAAGCUUAGUCUGGAAGAAUUGAAUUGUUUCUAUGAGCAAAUUGCUAACUUGCCAUGCAUUAUCAAAGAGGCUAGACUGGUCAAGGAAUUACUUGAUCAAGUGAUAAACUUCCAAAAAGAAGCACAGGAUGCACUGAAUGCAGAAACCCCAGACUCAGAGAAACUUGAACAGUUAAUUGAGUUCAGUGCUACUAUGGAUGUAGACUUAGUGGAAAUUCCCAGGCUGAAACAGGUCCUUCAGCAAGCCAGAUGGUUAGAUGAGGUCAGGGAAACCAUGAGGGAACCUCUGAAUGUUACAUUAGAUGUAAUGAGAAAGUUAAUGGACUCUGGUGUAGGUCUGGCUCCUCAUCCUGCAGUGGAGAAGGCUAUGGCUGAGCUACAAGAACUGUUGACUGUCAGUGAAAGGUGGGAAGAAAAGGCUAGGAUUUGUCUCCAAGCUAGACCCCGACAUGUUAUGGCAACACUUGAAGCUAUUAUAAAGGAAGCAGAGGGCAUCCCUGCCUACCUCCCAAAUGUAACAGCAUUAAAAGAUGCCUUGAGGAAAGCUAAGGAAUGGACAAAUAAAGUGGAAACUGUUCAGAAUUCUGAAUCCUAUCCAUACCUUGAUGUGUUAGAGACCCUGGUAAAUAAAGGACGACCUAUACCAGUCAGACUGGACCAGUUGCCACAGGUUGAAUCUCAGGUGGCAGCUGCUAAGUCGUGGAGGGAGAGAACAGCACGGACAUUUCUGAAGAAAAAUUCUACAUAUACCCUGUUAGAGGUGUUAUCACCAAGGGCAGAUGUUGGGGUUUACAGUGGAGCUAAGAAUAGAAAGAAGAAAAGAGAAGAGAGAGAAAGAAGGGACAGUGAAAAUAAUAACAAUAAUAAUAAUACAGAGUAUAAAGUGGAAGAACAAAGAGAUCCUGCUGCUAUUGUGGCAGCUUUUAAAAAUGCUGAAUACAAAGAAUAUGAAGCAAUGAGAGAAUUGCGUCACAUCAACUUAGGAAAACUUAACCAAUCCCAAUAUGAAGUGAAGUACUGUAUUUGUAGAAAGGCAGCUGCUGGGUUUAUGUUACAAUGUGAAUUAUGUAAAGAUUGGUUCCACGGAACAUGUGUGCCAUUACCAAAAUCAGCAAAUAUCAAGAACAAAUCAGCUCAAGCUGCAGCAGUGCAGGCAGCUAAAGAUCUCAAAUUCCUCUGUCCAUUGUGUUUACGUUCUCGGAGACCCAGACUAGAGACAAUUCUGUCAUUACUUGUGUCCUUACAAAAACUUCCCGUUCGAUUACCAGAGGGUGAAGCAUUACAAUGUUUGACUGAACGCAGCAUGGCAUGGCAGGACAGAGCUAGACAAGCCUUAACCACAAGUGAACUGGCUUCAGCUCUUGCAAAACUCAGUGUGUUGAGUCAAAAGAUAGUGGAACAGGCCGCCAGGGAAAAGACUGAAAAAAUAAUAAAUGCUGAACUUCUAAAAGCUGCAAAUAACCCAGAACUUCAAGGUCACCUUGCAAGUGUAACGCAAAGUGCAUUUGGUGGUUCAAUAAACUCAGUGAAAAACUCCGAUUCUGGAUUCAAUCUUGACUCAGAUAACCCUUUCUCAAUUCCAUUGUCACCACCAUCUUUGUCACAGAAUUCUGACGAUAUUCAGAUGGAAGUAGAAAUUGUGAGUUCUGCUAAUAACCACACAGGCAUGUCAGAACAUGCGUAUUCCUCAGCAUCUAAAUCUAGUGCUAGUCAAACAGAUUCCCCUCGGAAACAUCCCAGAAAAUCCCCAUUAAUAGCCAGAUCUGGUGAAGCACCAGUCCUGGAGUUGUCGGAGUCGGCCAAACAUCAACUGGAAGAAUUAAUGAUGGAAGGAGAUAUGUUAGAAGUGUCUCUCGAUGAAACUCAGCAUAUUUGGAGAAUACUUCAAGCGUGUCAGCCUAGAACGGAUGGAAAAUUCCUGGAUCUUGAGGAACACGAAUCUCUUAUUAACAAGGAUCCAAUUGACAAAGAAAAACUUGUUGUCAAAAUCAAAAAGGAAAAAGCAGAUGAUCCAGAAAAGAAGAAAAAGAAAAGGAAAAAGAUUGAUGAGGGAGGAGAUGCGUCUAAACCAAAGAAAAUCAAAGAUCCAAAUAAAGUCAAAAUGAAGGUUAAGAUCAAGAAAGAACCAAGCAAGGAUAAACUACCUGUCAUUAAACAAGAAGAUAUAGCUGAUUUUGUACCUUUAUCAGGCGAUACAGCUGCUGAUGUGGAGCAAAUUAAAAAGACGGUAGAGACAUUUGAUAAAAAUAAGAAAAUAGCCGAUAAUAAACCAAAGAAAAAGAAAAUCAAAAAGAAAGAAGGAGAGGAAAGUACAGAGAAGAAGAAAAGAAAACCAAGAGAAAAGAAAGAUAAGAAAAAGAUGUUAGUUGAUGAUAAUGAGGAUGAUGCUGACAAUUGUGCAGCCAUCAAAUGUCUUAAACCUACAGGAGAAGAAGUAAAUUGGGUUCAGUGCGAUCAUUGUGAAGAGUGGUACCAUUUAUUGUGUGUUGGGUUGGCAUCAGAGGAAGUUAAAGAGGAUGAGGACUAUAAGUGUUUUAAGUGUAAGCCCCCAAUGGAUACCACUAACAUCCCAUCAAUGUCCGAUAUUGUGAUCAAACAGGAAGUACAAGAAGAUUUAAUGUGUCAUGAGAGCAUGCCUGAUGAGGUUAAUGCCUCCUUGUUUACCCAGGCUCUAGCAAAUCAAGAAGACUUAGAUGAGAAUGAAAAAGAAGGGGAGGUAAUUGAAAAUGAGGAAGGUUCAGGGGAGGUAAAUCCGUCAGUAGUGACUGAACAAAUAAGUUCAGUACCUAUACCGGAUAUGUCAUGUGAUAUAGAGACUGAAGUUGUUGCAGAAAAUACACCUGAUAUUUCUGAGGAACUGGAACCACAUUGUGACAAUGCAAUAUCAAGUCCAGGGGAAAUAUCAAAUCCGGACUUGAUUCCCCAGUUAAAUUCUGUUGAAAAUGAAUCUAUUGUGGAGAUGCAAGACAUUUCAAAUCAGGAUGUUGGACAGGACGAAUCAUCAGUGGAUAGUCAGGAUGAUAGUCAGCAUACAGAAAGUUCAGUGGACAUUAGUGAAGAACUUACAAGUGUUGUGGAGACUCCAAUGAUAGAAUCGGAAGUCAUGUCUGUUGAAACAGAAGACAGUUGUUCACAAGACACACCAAUCAUUGACUCCUCUCAUAUUGAGAACUUUACUGAAGAAACCUCAUAGACAGCAUACUUCUUGUGAUCUCAUGUUAAUUUUGUAUUAAGUGCCACCCUAUAAUGGUGUAAAUUUCAUGUCUGAUUGCCCCCGAAAAGCUUACCAUUUAAUUGUUGUAAAUAUCAGAUGUUUGUAUUUGUCAAACCGUGUUGUGUUUGAAGAAGGUGGGCAUUUUGUUUCGCACAUUAACAUUUUGUGAAUACCUCAUUUUUAAUGAUAAUUUGUAUUUUUGUCUCAUUAUUUCUUCAUUAUUUGUCAUAUACAAACUAGAACCAGCAUUGUUGAUAUUUUGUUAGGUGAUUGGUCUUGCCAAGUUCAAAAUUUUGUUAAAAAUUUCCACAUUAAUUUAUCAUAAUACAGUGAAUUAUUUACUUAUAGAACUGGCACUUUUGUUAUCCAUUUUUGUCAUUUUAUUUUUAUUUUCACAAUAAUUUUCAAGCACAAAUCAAUGCAAUUUUAACCCUUACUAAUUUGCAUUGAAAUGUAACGUAGCAAUAUGUACAUGUAAAUAUUUGUUAUAUACCAAUACAUGUAGUCAAAAAUCCUGAUUCACAAAAUAAACUACCUAACUUUCUCCUUUCAUGCACAAUUAAAUAUUAGAAAAAUUCAAAUGAAAUACUACCUUUGAAUUUGUAGUGUGCAAAAGAAAUUUCAAGUUAAAGAGGCAAAACAGAGAAUUCUCAAAUCAGAAGUUCGUUUUGACAAUUGGAAUGAAACAGAAGAUUGAGAAUUGGGUGUACCCAUUUCCUAUUAAGAAUUGACAUAUCCUUGGGUAAAAUCUAUUGUUUUCAUGUACAAGUGAGUACAUAUGUUCAUGUACAAGUGAGUACAUAUGUACCUGUACUCUUUAUAUUAUUUUUCUGUAAAUUUAAAGUUUAUAUGUUUACUUUUUUGUUGUUAUAAAUUAUUUUUCUGUUUUGUUUUGAUUGAAGUUUUAUUUAGUGUGAUAAAUGUUGUUAUUUUCAGUUGGUAAAAUGUGCUACAGUAUUUUGAAAAUGAUUAAAUAUCAUAAUACAAUGUUGGUGUAGUCAGAUUGUCCAUCGUAUCUAAAUUGACAAAAAGCAAGGAAAAUUCUCAGAUAACUAUGUGACAAAUAAGCAUUUUUUGGAGUAGACUUUGUUCUAAAGGAUAAUUUUGAAGGUUUACUAUAAAUGUCAUAUGACUGAAUUUUGACAUUUUGGAUACUUUGAAUGUUCUGGUUACACCUUCAUGUAAAUUGUUUAAAUUGUCCAAAUAAUAUUGAUUAAAAUUGAUGGUUUAGGAACAUUUUUGUUGGACAGUGCUAAUUCUACUAAGGAAUUAAUACAUGUAUAUUUUAACUUGGUAGAUUUACACAAGUAUAGGCAGUGGGGCAAUGCAAGAUAAACCCUUUAUUCCAAGGCAUUUGUUAAUAAAAUGAAAAGCAUAAAAUAAGUAUGAAUAUUUUGAGUACAUAAUGGAGGUAGCUAAACCUAUCAACAAAACCAAACUCCUUUGGAACUUAGGAUAUUGUUAGGAUUUAGCAGGUGGAUUUAAAGGGCCAUAGGUUUGAAAUACCAGUAUUCUGAUGACAAAACCACAUAAAAAUAUAAACAAACAAAAGGAAAGUAAAGUUAGUGGAAUUCUGAUUUCUGUCAAUGAAAAAUUCUUUAUUAUUCAUUUCAAAAUUAUAUUUUUAUUUGAAAUAUUAGGUUUAGAAAGAACAAUGGUAAUAAGUUUAUUUAAUUUUUUCUUUUUCUUUUAAAAACAGGGUAUUGGAUUUUGAAUAUAUGCCUGUUAUUAUAACAUUUGCCAUUCAAAUACACUUUCUUACAUCCUAUUUUUUAGUGCAUUGCCAGGUAAAUUCUUAUUUCAUGCAUGACAAAAGAUGGUCAUUUUAUGUUUACUGUUAUCGACAUAAACUUUGAUAUUUUACAUUAUAUUUCUGAAAAAAAGUAUAAUACUAAUACAUCUGUCUCACAUGUCUUAUGCCAUUUUUUAAGGGCCAGCUGUUGUUGAUUAGUUGUACUCAUGCUAUAUCCAUCUAAAAGCUAUCUUGGAAUAGAACAAAAGUAACAUCAAUAUUGGAUAAAAAUUUGAAUGUUUUUCUAUUAAAAAACAAAUCGCAGAUGACAAAAGUUUUUUGGUAUGAAGGAGAACACAAAUCAGCUAUACAAAGUUAACCACUGAAGAAAAAUUCUGUUAAGAGAUUCAUAUCUGGUGAGAUAGGUUGUUAUUGCAUAUGCAUGUAGUUAUAAUGUACUUUACAAUUACCUAUUUCAGAAUUAAUUGUAUUCUGGGUAAUAUUUUGAAAAAAAGUAAACCAAAAAUUAAAAACGUCCUAAACGAUGGAAAUUCAACCAAUUUAUUUGUGAAUGAACAAUACAAUUACCCACAAUCCUUAAGAUUCUGAAACAGGAAAUUGACGAUAAAUAUGUAUAGAUAUGAUCAUAUCAUGUAUAAACAGUCAUUCAUCAGUGCUAUUUGUCCUCUUUAAAUAGAUUUCAUUUUUGUUGAAAAAAACAACAGUUAAUAAUAAUAAAGUCAGGUUUGUAAAGUG
Messenger RNA from Mytilus trossulus (common blue mussel), 8356 nucleotides. Its product is annotated as lysine-specific demethylase 5A-like. Gene Ontology annotation, molecular function: histone H3K4me/H3K4me2/H3K4me3 demethylase activity; DNA binding. The transcript has 31 exons. NCBI's taxonomy places the organism in Eukaryota, Metazoa, Mollusca, Bivalvia, Mytilida, Mytilidae. The record is from RefSeq and is a predicted model, not a curated record. The coding region runs from base 136 to 5847 and encodes 1903 amino acids. Gene Ontology annotation, cellular component: nucleus; chromatin. Gene Ontology annotation, biological process: regulation of DNA-templated transcription; chromatin remodeling.